AUGGAAUCCUCUUUAGACACAGAUGGGAUUAUGCUGCCACAAGAUAUUGAGAAUUUAUUCUUUAAAGCCAGUGGCUUGAGGGGUUGCUUAUUAGAUGAAUGUCCAAUUCCGAAUUCUGUUAGAGAAUGCAAAAUAUUUGAGGAGGAUAAAAUAGAGUGCAUUAUGAGGUUAGGGGAAGAAUUUAGUGGGGUCCCAUUCCAAAGCCUUGAAACGUUGCUACUGAGAGAAUUGCCAAAUUUAAUUGGUCUCUUCAAGUGGGAAGCAGUUGUACAUCUUCCACCUGGCACAUUUACCUGUCUCAAAGAGUUGUGUAUUGAACGUUGUGGUAAAAUCAAGAAGCUUUUCCCUCAGAGCCACAUGGAUAAGCUGUUAGAAAUUGUUGCGGGGAUAUUCCCGGGCUUUGUUGCACUGCUAUGCCGAAACUUGGAGGAAAACACACUGUCUCUUCAAAGAAAAAUACGAUCACUGGAAAGUCGAAAAGAUGAUGUGCACGAAAACUUACAAAAUGCGGCAUGUCAUUCUGGAAAAAAACGCAAGAGAGAGGUUGAAGGUUGGAUGACUGAUGUUGAAAACAUUAUAAAAGAUUUUGAAACCUUGGAACAAGGAGUACAACAAAGCAGCAGAUUUUAUCAUGUUUUCAAACGACAAAAGUUGGCUGAACAGCUUGAAAGAAUGACCGAACAAGUGACGGGGCUUUUUGCCCAAGGUGAAUUUCCUAGCGGGCAUUUUCUUGAGGUUGAUGAGAGUAUUGACCGGUUAUCGUUGAUACCCCAACUGACUGGCCAAGCAUUUCAACAAAAUGUAGAUGACAUUUGGACAUCGUUAAUGGAUGUGAACGUCGUAAGCAUUGGCAUUUACGGAAUGGGGGGAGUAGGCAAGACGACUCUGGCAAGGCAUGUCCAUGAUAAGCUCUUGAAGGAAUCCACAUUCUCGGGUCAUGUUUAUUGGGUUACCGUCUCUCACGAGUUCAGCAUUUCCAAAUUGCAAAGUGACAUUGCCGAAUUGCUGAAUCUAAAUAUAACAUGCGAGAAUGAUGAGGGUAGAAGGGCAGCUAAACUCUUCCGGGAAUUCCAGAAAACGGAGAGAUUUGUACUUAUACUGGAUGAUGUUUGGAAACGAAUUGAUGUAGAGAAGAUAGGCAUUCCUUCUAAAAGGGAUGGAUGCAAGUUGGUCAUAACAAGUCGAUCGGAAGAAGUUUGUCGUAGUAUGUGCUGCAAAAAGAUUAUAAAAGUGAACACACUUUCCGAGCAAGAAGCUUUGAACCUAUUCUUGAAGACACUUGAUCGUGAUGAACAAUCUGUGGAAGUAGAAGAGAUUUGCAAGAAAAUGGUAAAUAGAUGUGAUGGUUUGCCACUUGCACUCAUCACAUUGGCUGGAAGCAUGAGAAGCGUGAUUGACAUUCAUGAAUGGAGAGAUGCAUUGGAGGGACUUAAAGAAUCAUGUUUGGGACGAGCUGACAUGGAAGAUGAGGUUUUGCCAAUUCUCUUGUAUAGUUAUCAUCGGUUGAGAGAUACAAGGCUACAAAAUUGUUUUUUGUAUUGCUCCUUGUAUCCUGAAGAUUCUUAUUUUUCAAGAGACGGAUUGAUUGGACAUUACAUUUCAGAAGAGCUGAUAGAGCGAAGAUCAAGCCGGCAAGCUGAAAUCGACCAAGGUCAUGCAAUACUAAAUCAAUUGGUGAGAGCCUGCUUAUUGGAAAGUGAUUCACGUAUGAGGCUGAAGAUGCAUGAUUUAAUCAGAGAGAUGGCAAUACGGCUCACUAAAGAGAAACCGAGGUACAUGGUAAAAGCUGGACUUCACUUAAAGGAAUUACCAGAGGAGCAAGAGUGGACAGAAGAUUUGGAUAAGGUUUCCUUGAUGCGCAACUCUAUAGAGGAAAUUUCACCUGGCACGUCACCCAAGUGUCCAAGUCUUUCCACCUUGAUCUUGAGCAGCAAUCCUCUGCGGUCGAUUCCAGAUUGUUUCUUUACGCAUAUGUGUGGGUUACGCACUCUCAAUUUAAAUGGAACUGAUAUUGAGAGCUUGCCAAAUUCCAUAUCAGACUUGGAGAAACUUAAUGCAUUAUUGCUCGAUGGUUGUCGGAAAUUGAAAUCAGUGCCAUCAUUGGAAAAGCUCAAGGUAUUGAAACAUUUGGACCUCUCACGUACUCAUCUUGAAGAAAUUCCCCGAGGUAUGGAAAGCUUAACCAACCUCAAACGCCUAUCUUUGUUAAAUAGCACAUUUAACAUGAUACCAGGGACUUUGUAUAGACUCACACAUCUUCAGCAGCUCGAGUUGCCAUAUUAUUUUGAAGUACCAAUAGAAGAAGUUAAGGCAUUGAAACAGUUGGAAGUACUUCGAUGCAGGUUAAAUAGCGUACGUGAUCUACAUGAUCUCAAUCGGUUAAUCAACUCACGACAAAGUGACAAGCAAUUCCUUUCCUACAAUAUUAAAUUAAGUUCUCUAGAAUUCAAAGACCCAUUACCUUUCAAUUUCUCAAUCGGUAAAUAUUUAAUUUUUGGAGAAAAGAGUCUCAUGGAAUACUCUUUAGAUGCAGAUGGGAUUAUGCUGCCACAAGAUAUUGAGAAUUUAUUCUUUAUAGCCAGUGGCUUGAGGGGUUGCUUAUUAGAUGAAUGUCCAAUUCCGAAUUCUGUUAGAGAAUGCAAAAUAUAUGAGGAGGAUAAAAUACAGUGCAUUAUGAGGUUGGAGGAAGAAUUUAGUUGGGUCCCAUUCCAAAGCCUUGAAAGUUUGGUACUGAGAGACUUGCCAAAUUUAAUUGGUCUCUUCAAGUGGGAAGCAGUUGUACCUCUUCCACCUGGCACAUUUUCCUGUCUCAAAGAGUUGACUAUUUAUGGUUGUGGUAAAAUCAAGAAGCUUUUCCCUCAAAGUCUGGUACAUAAUUUCCAUAACCUCCGAUCGUUGAUUGUCAUGAACUGUGAACAAAUGGAGGAGAUAAUAGAAGAAGCUGAUAUCACAUUGCCAAUGUUAAAGGGUUUGUUGCUGCAUAAUCUGUCACAACUAAAGAGCAUCUGCAAAGGAAAGAUGAUUUGGAAUAACAUUGAGACCAUUUGUUUGGGGGGAAUUAAAAAUAUAAAGGAAUUGCCUUUAUAUUUACCGUUUCUCAACAGACAACUAUCUCCUCCCCCACGUCUUAGAACAAUCAAGAUAGACGAAAGAGAUAAAGAAUGGUGGGAAUCAUUGGAGUGGCCCCAUCACAAUGCCAACAAUGUCCUUCAACGACUAGUUCAAUAUCGUCCAUCUGAAAGUUUUGGGUUUUUACCAGGUACGUCUCAUCUCAUGUCUCGAUUCCACAAGCUAAGUAAUUUCUAA
Molecule: messenger RNA, 3306 nt
Organism: Fraxinus pennsylvanica
Lineage: Eukaryota; Viridiplantae; Streptophyta; Magnoliopsida; Lamiales; Oleaceae
Source: the annotation of a GenBank genome assembly